Molecule: messenger RNA, 4901 nt
Organism: Etheostoma spectabile (orangethroat darter)
Lineage: Eukaryota; Metazoa; Chordata; Actinopteri; Perciformes; Percidae
Gene: relch
Product: RAB11 binding and LisH domain, coiled-coil and HEAT repeat containing
Biological process (GO): intracellular cholesterol transport
Cellular component (GO): trans-Golgi network; recycling endosome
Molecular function (GO): protein binding
Source: RefSeq, a predicted model, not a curated record
UUCUCAAAUUUGACCAAUCACAGCUUCGCAUUCCACCCCCGUCAAAGCCGCCUACCAAGCCAUAGCUAGCUUGAUAUCCAUUCAGGAAGAAGUGGGUCUGAUUAGCUUUGCUAUCUUAGAUUGCUAAACAUCUUUAUAGUGCAAAAAUGGCGUCGGUCAACCCGUUUAAUCUCAGUGAUUCUGAGGAAGAGGCUGAACGGCGCCCCAAUGAAACAGUUCACACAGAGAGAAACCAGAGUGAAGGGGCACCAGGGCCGCCACCAGGUAAUCCGUUCUCCCCGCCUGCGGACGCCGAGCCACCGACGCUUCUGCUGUCUAGCAACCGGACGAGCCCCAGCGGUGAGGGCUCGGUCUCGGUCGCGGCCACCUCCGCUAUGGCAGGCACCGCAGAGACACGGAUAUCAGUGGAUGGUGUCGCUGCUCAGCUAUUACGGGACCAAUACAUUCUCACGGCCCUGGAGUUCCACACAGAACUGUUAGAAGCAGGCAGAGAGCUCCCGAGGCUGAGGGAUUAUUUCUCUAACCCUGGGAACUUCGAGCGACAGAGCGGCACUCCGCCUGCCAAGGACCAGGUACUCGGACCUGGAGGACCACUGCAUCGAGCAGGCAGCAUCAGCACCUUGGACUCUCUGGACUUUGCCCGUUACUCAGAUGACGGCAACCGAGAGUCGGACGAGCGCGUGGCAGUGCUGGAGUUUGAGCUACGGAAAGCAAAGGAGACCAUUCAGGCUCUACGCGCCAACUUGACUCAGGCAGCAGAAAGUGAAGUGACCUCUCAGGAGAGAAAAAACUUCAAGUCAAGUCCUGAAAUUCAGGAGCCUAUACGCCCACUGGAGAAAAGAGCCUUGAACUUCCUUGUGAAUGAAUAUUUAUUAAAACAUGACCACAAACUCUCAUCCAUCACCUUCUCUGAUGAAAAUGAUGAUCAGGACUUUGAGUUGUGGGAUGAUGUCGGCCUCAACAUCCCAAAACCUCCCGACCUGUUACAUCUCUACAGGAACUGUGGUGUCUCCGUCCCUUCUCCUCGGGACAUGGUUGAUGUGUCAGUAGAGGUGGACUUUGGCGAUCUUCCAGGAAACUGCAUCGCCCAAGAUCCCCCAAAGAAGCCCGACCUCUUACAUCAGCAACAGACAGAAGUCGUCCAGGAGUUGGAAUACCAGAUAAGCCUCCUCACCAAUGAGAAGCAGAGUCUAGCAGAGCAAAUCAAGAAACUGCAGAGUGAGAUUCAGACACUGAAGAGGACUGUUUCCUCCCCAUCUCCAGCCACUCUGGACCUGGGCUCCCUCAAUAUAUCGUACUCCACAACCACCACUUCAUCCAUCGACUCUCUCUCCGUGCCUCCUACAGAUAAUGGCCAGUAUCUGGACAUCCGGAGGAUUUCAGAGCCUGAAACUAACCCAGACCCUCCCUCUUCUCAGAACAUUUCACAUCCUCACCCACAGUCCCACAACAAGCUUAAGAGUCGGCCAUCUUUCCAGUUUGAUCAACCUAAAAGAAAGUUAUCCCCGGCCUUCCAGCAAGCCCUGCUGUCUUUCUGCAGAAUGUGCUCCGACAGCCGCCUGGGAGCAGAGGUGUCUCGUAUAGCAGACAGUGAGGAGAGUGUGAUGUUAAUGCUGGGCCGCUGCCUCCCUCACAUCGUCCCUAACGUCCUGCUUGCUAAACGAGAGAGAAUGGUUGCACAUCUUUGCCAGGAGUUGAUUCCACUCAUCUUAUGUACCGCCUGCCUUCACCCAGAGCCUAAAGAGAGAGACCAGCUUCUCCACAUCCUCUUCAACCUAAUCAAGAGACCUGAUGACGAGCAGAGGAUCUUGACAGGGGUUGGCGUUGCAAGGCACGUGGGUCCCACACGUGUCGAGGCUGAACUACUUCCUCAGUGCUGGGAACAGAUUAACCACAAAUAUCCAGAGAGGAGAUUGUUGGUGGCAGAGUCCUGUGGAGCCUUAGCACCAUACCUGCCUAAGGAGAUCCGUAGCUCCUUGGUGUUGUCCAUGUUGCAGCAGAUGCUCACUGAGGAUAAGGCUGACAUGGUCAGAGAGGCUGUGGUCAAGAGUCUAGGUAUCAUCAUGGGUUACAUAGACGACCCUGACAAGUACUCCCAGGGUUUUGAGCUGAUGCUGCUGUCACUUGGAGACCCGUCAGAGCGGGUGGUCAGUGCAGUCCACCAGGUCUUCAUUCCUGCCUUUGCUGCCUGGACCACAGAGCUGGGCACCCUGCAAACUGCACUCAUCCCUUCUCUGUUGGCACGUAUAGAGAAACUACUUAUGCAAGGAGAGCAUGGUUUGGAUGAACACAAGCUACACGUGUUCCUGUCGGCCCUGCAGUCUCUCACCCCUCCUCUGUUUGCUGUAGUGCUGCAGAGCGCACCAUUCACCAGCAGAGCCAAACUCACCGGAGACGUACCUGCAAUAGAAGUGACUCGGUUCCCCAGGCCAGCUUCUCCCCUCCAGGAUGUGGCGACCAUCAUCGGCAGCAGGGAGAUGCUGAGUGCCCUGCUGCUACUCUACGACUACCAGCUAGAACAUGAAGGAACCACCGGCUGGGACAGCCUGCUAUGGGUGGUCAACCAACUCCUCCCGCAGCUCAUAGAGAUCGUAGGUCGUAUCAACGUGACAUCAUCGACCUGCGUUCAUGAGUUCUCUCGCUUCUUCUGGAGGCUCUGUCGCACCUUUGGCAAGAUUUUUACCAACACUAAGGUUAAACCACAGUUUCAAGAGAUCCUCCGACUAUCUGAAGAAAAUGUUGAUGUUUCAGCAGGGAACGAUAUUCUCACUAAAGCUACAGUCCCCAUCUAUGCCACUGGAGUGCUUACUUGUUAUAACCAGGAUGAAGAUCGUAAGUUGUUGGUGGGUUUCCUAGAGGAUGUUAUGACAACCCUAUCUCUGUCCCAUGCACCUCUUGACAGCCUGAAGGCCUCCUUUGUAGAGCUGGGUGCCAACCCAGUGUACCAUGAACUGCUGCUCACUGUCCUGUGGUAUGGGGUAGUCCAUACCUCUGCACUGGUACGGUGUACUGCAGCACGGAUGUUUAGAUCUCUGCUCGUGAAGGGGGUGAAUGAGACGCUGGUAGCUCAGAGAGUGGUGCCGGCUCUCAUCACACUGUCUUCCGACCCUGAAAUCUCAGUGAGGAUAUCUACUAUCCCUGCCUUUGGUACCAUCAUGGAGACAGUCACACAAAAAGAGCUGCUGGAGCGUGUAAAAAUGCAGCUGGCAUCAUUCCUGGAAGACCCUCAGUAUCAAGAUCAGCACUCUUUGCACAUGGAAAUCAUCAGGACGUUUGGAAGGGUUGGACCUAAUGCAGAGCCACGCUUUAGAGAUGAGUUCGUGUUACCGCAUCUUCACAAGCUUGCGCUGGCUAACAACAGCCAGACGGUGGAGAGCAAGAGGAUUGACAUCGCCACCCAGCUGUUUGAGGCCUACAGUGCCCUCUCCUGCUGCUUCAUUUCUGAGGAGGUGAUGGUCAACCACUUCCUGCCUGGCCUCAGGUGUCUCCGCGCCGACAUGGAGCAACUCUCUCCUGAGCACGAGGUCAUUCUGAGUUCUAUGAUCAAGGAGUGUGAAAUCAAGGUGGAAAACCGAGGAAUGGCAGACGCACAAGGCUCCAUGUCCAUCGCCUCCAGUUUGGUUGGUGAGGAUGCCAAGACCAAGUUCCUGAGCAAGAUGGGACAGCUAACCACCUCUGGUGCAAUGCUGGCCAACGUCUUCCAGAGAAAGAAGUGAUCACUAUACAGACUGAUCGACCACUGCAAUUAACUGACGAUUCCCUGCUGUCUUCGGAAGCAUUUCAUUCUACUGAGGGGAAAAAAGCAUUGGUUCAGCUUUAAGUAUCAGAAAACCACGUGUAUUGCUUAUUCAAUUUCAAGAAAUCAAGGUUUGCUGAAAGUUGUGUUGAUUUAAAAUCUCCAGUGCAGCAGGACUCCAUGCUCUUCAAAGAUGAAAAGCAAUGGGUUUUUUUGCAGUGAAAGCGGAGGUUUUCCCUCUCUGCUCAUUUUCCUCUCCUUAAUCGAGGCGAAAGCCUUGUCCAGGACUAGGGAUUUGCUUUUUUGAAUAAUUGUUGUCAACAUUGUCAUUUCAGAAAGAUGGGAGAGAGAGAAAGAGACUGAUUUAGUAUUGAGAUGCACAUAAACUGACAACAAGGGACUUGUGUCCUGGACGUUUCAGGACUUGAAAGUCUCACAAACUUUAAAUUAGAUUUCAGCGCAGUACUUCUCGUGUCAGAAGAGCUUCACUCGUCCCUAGGAAACAAAACUUUGCUGGAUGCUGGAUUUCAUUUAGAAUUUUAAACAACAUUUUGGAGAGAAGAGUUGUGCAAUAGAUGCAUAAACUUGCAUUUGUUAUAGAAUAACUGAAAGACAACAAAAUGGCUCUGUUUAGAAUGCCUUGUACAGUGUUAUCUGUACGGCUCAGAAGUAUCACAUACUUGAAGCUACAAGGAAAAUUGUCUUGCCUUUAUUUCUUUAAAGUCUGUCACUGGUUUGUUUUGACAGCUUCGAUUUUAUAACUUAUUUAUGUCUUAAUGGGGAAAAAAAACUUAUUCCAACUUCCAAAGAAAUUUGCACUUCACUUUACUAUUUUGUUCUUUAUUAUAUUUGUUUUGAUUUAGAGUCUUAUACAUAUUGAACAUUAUCACUACUGUUAUUGUUUAUCCGUUUUGGCAAUGAAGUUAAACAGAACACUGAUCAUAACUAUUCCCUCUCUGUCCGUUGCAUCUUGUCUCUGUGUUGCAGUGUCUUUUUUUUCUAAAGUGGGUAUUUGUUUUUUUUUGUUCUCUUUCAAUAUGCUCUACAAGAAACGGUAAAUAACUGUAUCAUACACUGAACUGAAGAGGAUGGUACUCAUUAUGUAUAGUUGAAAUCAGUGUCAUGGUGUAAUAAAAGAUGGAGAUCAGUUGUGUACUUAAAUAUA